AUGAUCUACCUAUCAUAUUCAAACAAUGAAUUCAAAUAUCUAAUGAUAAUUAUUCUUUAAAAAAUAUAAAUUGGCCUGUAUUCAAUUUUCUUAUUAAGAUGGGCUGCCACAUAAUAUUAUAUUUAGAUAAAAUAAUAUAAGCAAUUAGAAUUUUAUAUGGUUAAUUUAAAUUAGAUUAGGCAUAUUUUACAUUUGAUGGUAUCGAUUUCUAAAAUUGAGAAUUAAAUGGUUAAUUUACUUAAAUGA
Molecule: messenger RNA, 246 nt
Organism: Paramecium pentaurelia
Lineage: Eukaryota; Ciliophora; Oligohymenophorea; Peniculida; Parameciidae
Source: the annotation of a GenBank genome assembly